This is a messenger RNA of Diospyros lotus (date-plum), 1152 nucleotides long. RefSeq lists its product as uncharacterized. Lineage: Eukaryota; Viridiplantae; Streptophyta; Magnoliopsida; Ericales; Ebenaceae. The record is from RefSeq and is a predicted model, not a curated record. Gene Ontology annotation, molecular function: zinc ion binding. The transcript is spliced from 3 exons. Bases 1 to 1152 code for a protein of 383 amino acids.
AUGAAAUGUAAGCACCGUGAUUGUAAAUGGCAGUUGAGGGCAGCCUUGCUUGGUACUUCUUUUGGUUGGACAGUUAGGAAAUAUGUAAAUACUCAUUCAUGUUCAUCUUCAAUAAUGCGUCGUGAUCAUUGUCAAGCUAAGAGCAGAAUAAUUGGUUCUUAUAUUAAAACCAAUUUCAAGAAUGUUAAGUGUAUUUAUAAGCCUAAGAACAUUGUCAAUGAUAUUCACAAGGACUUUGGGGUCAACAUAAGUUAUGAUAAGGCAUGGAAAUCACGGGAACAAGCUUUGGACAUGAUCAGGGGGGGUGCGGAGGAAUCAUUUCAGUUGAUUCCAUCUUAUCUAUAUAUGUUGAAGUUGAACAACCUCAGGACUAUUACAGAAUUCGAGAGUGACAGUGGAAACAAAUUCAAGUACCUUUUUAUGGAAAUUGGUGCAUGCCUUGCCAAAUUUCGUAGCAAGAUGCGGCCCGUCAUUACAGUUGAUGCUUGUUUCCUUAAGGGCAAGUAUAUUGGUAGUUUGUUUGUUGCGACAUGCAAAGACGGUAACAAUCAUGUUUAUCCUAUAGCAUGGGGAGUUGGAGAUUCUGAGAAUCAUGCCUCAUGGGAAUGGUUCUUCAAUAAAUUGCGCUCUACAAUUGGUGAUGAGAUACUUGAUUUGGUAUUUGUGUUUGACCAGCACAAGAGCAUCCAUAAGGAGGUCAUGACUGUGUUCCCUAACUCAUUGCAUGUUUCAUCAAUCGGUGCCUAUCUUAGAGAGGUCAGUUUUAGUCCUUGGGCACAUGCAUAUUCGGAUGGUAAGAGGUUUGAUAUAAAGAUGACAAACAUUGCAGAAUGCCUCAAUGCAGCUCUGGCAGAUACGCCUUGGGCUGAAGGAGAAAUAGCCAAAAGAUUGGCAUUAUCUCAGUAUUGGCGUCUAGAACCGAUUGAUAUGUAUAGAUUCAAUGUUCACAAUGGUCACUUUGGGGGUAUUAUCGACUUGAAGAUAAAAACUUGCACUUGUCGAGUGUUUGAUUUCAACAAAUUGUCAUGUGGUCAUGCCUUGGCUACUGCACGUUCACGCAAUAUUGACCCAUACACUUUGUGCUCCUCAUACUACCAAACAGAAGCUCUAUUGUGUGCUUAUGCCGAUCUGAUAAUGUAUGUGGGCAGCUAA